AUGGUUCAGAAGCAUGCAGCAUUUGGUGAUGAUAGUGAUUCUGAUAAAUCUGAUGGAGGAGGAACAGACUGGGCUAAAAAGGCACUAAAAACUGGUGAUAAAAUUUCCAUUAAAAGACAAACAAAGAUUGAAAUGCAAAGAGCUCUUGAUCAAGAUUCUACAGUUUAUCAGUAUGAUGAAGUUUAUGAUCAAAUGGAAAAAGGUAAACAAGAAAAAUAUCAGCGGGAUAAGGAUCGUAAACCUAAAUACAUUCAGAAGCUAUUGGUUUCUGCAGAAAAACGAAAAAUAGAAAAUGAGCGUAGAAUCGAAAGACAAGUUCAAAAAGAAAGAGAAGCAGAAGGAGAUGAAUUUAAAGAUAAGGAAACUUUUGUCACAGCAGCAUACAAAAAGAAAUUAGAGGAAUUCGCUAAGCUUGAUGCUGAACAAAGAAGACAAGAUAUGCUUGAAGACAUAUGUGAUGUUAGUAAACAACAAGACAUUAGUGGAUUUUACCGCCACCUUUAUCAGCAGACUAUGAGUGGUCCUAAAGAGGAUUCACCAUCUAAGAAUAAUGUUUCUAAGGAUGAAUCUGAUACACCUAAAAAAGAUUCUCAUCGUCAAGUCCAUCAAUCAGGAAAUGGUCAUAAUGAAGAUAUCUCUGUAAAAAAUAAUUUAUCCAAAGAAGAAAAGAAAUCUGAUAGUAAGAAAGUUGAUCUAAAAAAAGAUAGGCAGUACAGAAAAAGGAAAGAAUCAGAAAGUUCGGUUGAAAAAAACAAAGAUUCUGAUGGUGAUACCUCUUCUUCAUCUUCUUCAAGCGGUGAAUCAGACUCAGAAAAAUCAAGCCAUUCUGAAACAGAAGACCCUAAACGUAUACGAUCCAAAGAAUAUUCAUCUACUGUAGAAGUAGUGCCUGCUGAAGUGAUUACUGUAUCUGAACCAGCAAUUUUACCUAACCCUGAACCUUUAAUAUCAAUUUGGGAAAAAAGGACAGUUGGUCAUGUAUUUGAUGCAGCUCUGAAACGUUACUUAGAAAGGAAAAAUGCUAGGCUAGCAGCAGUUUCAUGA
Nezara viridula (southern green stink bug) is the source of this 1044-nucleotide messenger RNA. The record is from the annotation of a GenBank genome assembly. NCBI's taxonomy places the organism in Eukaryota, Metazoa, Arthropoda, Insecta, Hemiptera, Pentatomidae.